AUGGAUCACCGAUCUACAAUUCAAUCAGAAAAGACAUCAUCAUCUUCACUCUCCUCUACUCCAUUUUGGCGUCCAGUAUAUCCAGCACCUAGAUUAGAGGUUGUAAAUAAGUGGCUUAAACAAUCAAAAACAUCACAGAAUUUUAAAAAGUCAAAGGUUGUGAAGGAAGAUUUCGUUUGUACGGAUUCAAAAUCAGAAAAUGAUAAACCGAUCAACCUUUCGAAUGACUUAUUUCCACAGUGUACAGCUGUUAAUCUAAUAUCAUCGACCAAUAAUGAACAAAAUACCAAUGACGAUUAUCAAACACUUUUAUAUCCACCGGAUAAUGAACAAUCUAUUGAUACAACACAACAUUCAACUGGUAAUUCUGUUAGCGUUUUAUAUCAAGGUGCUAAUCAACGUUGUUUCUCAUCGGUUCAGGUGGAUCAUACAACUGUAGCCAGUUUAGAAUUACAUUGUUCUAGUCGUUUAACAAAAUCACAUACUGUAUCAUCUAAUCAAACAGAAUCGAAAAUAACUAAAAAAUCAUUAUUAAAAUGUGGUCUAAUUCCAGAUCCAGCUUUUGAUUCUAUUCAAGUUGCUUGUCUUAGUUUUUUGUAUCCACAACAAUCAUCUACAAUAGAAUCAACCGAUAAUACUCAUAGAACUAAUUUAUUUGUUUUAAUUCAUUCUGAAUUAUCUAAUACUACAAAUAUCGGAUUAUUUAAACAAUCAUUUAAUAAAUAUUGUCAUGGAUUAACAAAUUAUGGUUAUGGAAAUAAUAGACAUAAAUUACAACAUAUAAUUCCUUGUAUCAUUUGGUGUUCAACUGAAUGGAAUCUUAUAUCUUGGAUUGUUUAUUUAAUUCAAACAUUUGACCCUGAAAUAUUGAUUGGUUAUGACAUUGAACGGUUUUCAUGGGGUUAUCUUGUUGAACGUGCCAAUCAUCUUGGACGACGUACCUUUACUAGAGAAUUAUCGCGUUUAGCAUCAGACAUUAUAAACUGCCCUCAUUGUCAUCAGUGUAUUGCUAAAUGCAUUAAAAUAGUUCAAACGCCACCACCAACAACAUCUUCAUUGUCUGCCGCUACUACAAACAGUAGUAUUAAUAGUUGUAUUUUCACUGAAAGAAAUAGUCCUUGGCAUUUUAAUACUCAAGAAUUUGUUAAUGAUCUAAAUGACCUAUGUAAUUGUCCAUGCAGUCCGUUGUAUUGCACAAUAAUAACAAACAAACAGUUGGAUCAUGCUAAUAACGCUAAUAAUAAUUAUCGUCGCAUAUGGCCAUGUGAUUCUUCUGCUGGACGUACUGGAUGUCCAUUCGCUUGUCCCGGUCGUGUUGUUCUAUGUUUUUGGAGGAUUUUAAUGCAUGAAGUCAGUUUAUUCGAGUACAGUGUAGAGACUGUAGUGUAUCAUUUGUUGAAGGAAUUUAUGCCUCGUUAUACAUUUGCACAGUUGAAUGAAUGGUACAUGAAUAUGAAUGGAGCUAACCGCUGGCGCACAAUCGACUAUUGGAUACGUCGUUCUAUUGUAAAUCUGAGAUUAUUGAAUACUUUAGAUUUAAUUGGUCGAACAAGUGAAUUUGCUCGUAUAUUUGGCAUUGAAUUCUAUCAUGUUCUAUCUCGUGGUUCUCAGUAUCGAGUUGAAUCUCUUCUCUGUCGAAUUGCAAGACAAUCAAAUUUUAUUUUACCUAGUCCAAGUGUUACACAACGUGCUCAUCAACUUGCUCCAGAAGGGAUUCCAUUGAAUUUAGAACCAGAAAGUGUAUUUUUCAUUGAUGGUCCUGUGGCUGUUCUUGACUUUCAAUCAUUAUAUCCUUCUGUUAUAAUCGCUUAUAAUUAUUGUUAUUCUACACUGUUGGGACGUCUUUCAUGCCUUCUUGAAGGUGAAGAAGUUUCAUUCAAUCUUGGUUGUUUAUCACAUUCACUUCCAUCUGGUCUAAUCAAGAGAAUCGGUCGAGAAGUUAAUAUAUCACCAAAUGGAGUUGUAUUUGUGAAAAAAUCAAUAAGGGAAGGAAUUCUACCACGCAUGUUAAAACAGCUGAUUACAACUCGUUUAAUGGUGAAAGAUUCAAUCAAAUUGUAUAAAACAAAUAAGUGUUUGAACAGAUUAUUAGAUGCACGACAGCUUGGAUUAAAAUUAAUGGCUAAUGUGAUAUAUGGUUAUACUGCGGCAAGUUUUUCUGGACGUAUGCCGUGUGUAGACCUUGGUGAUAGUAUUGUGCAUAAAGCCAGAGAAAUUUUAGAAAAUGCUAUUGAAUUAGUUAACAGUGGCAAGAUUGUAUUACCAGAUAAUUGUAACGGUCUUCCAACACCACGAGUAGUUUACGGUGAUACAGAUAGUUUAUUUAUACACCUUAAAGGUUAUGGUAAAUCAGAAGCAUUCGAUGCUGCAUAUCAAAUUGCCAAGGAAGUAACAUCAAUGAAUCCGGUACCCAUUAAAUUAAAACUUGAAAAGAUUUAUUAUCCAUGUCUAUUAGAAGCAAAGAAACGAUAUGUUGGUUAUGCUUAUGAAACUGUUGAACAAAAUAAACCUGUAUUUGAUGCAAAAGGAAUUGAAACUGUAAGACGUGAUAGUUGUCCAUUUGUAGGACAAGUUCUUGAAGAAUAUUUUAAACUUUUAUUUAAUCAUUUCACUAUUCCAAAAUGUUUGAAAAAUAUAGAAGGGAAUUUCCAUGAAGAUAAAGUUCAUCAACCUUAUAAACAUUUGGAUAAAAUAUUAAAACUUGCUGAAAAUAAUCUAAGAAAUAAAAUUCAACAUUUUGCCUAUCUUCUUAUACAUGGAAGAAUACCAUUUUAUAAAUGUAUUAUUACUAGACCAUAUUGGGGAUUAUCCUCUUAUAAACCGGGAACAUUUGCACCAGCAUUACAAAUUGCCAAACGUCUUCUUUCUAUGGAUCCACGAGGUGAACCAUUACGUGGUGAACGUGUUGUUUAUUAUGUAACAGCUGGACGAUCUGAUCAAACUUUAUUAUCAUGUGUUCGAAGUGUACAUGAAAUUUAUCCUUCUUUAUGGAUUACUGGGAAAUCCACUUUAUCACGUCGUGUCCUAGGACCACGUUUAAAUUAUGCUUAUUAUUUGGAUAAACAAUUUAUACCUCCAAUUGAAAGAAUGACACAAGUUAUUGGUUGGCGUGUUCGAAAUUGGUUAUCAGAACUUCCUCGUUACUUCACUUCUAAACAUCAUCGAUAUAUUUUGACUUCCGAACCGUCUCAUGUUUAUCCUUCAAGACCUCAACAUCAAUUCACUAAUCUAGGUUCACCAUCUUCAUCGUUUAUUUUAUCUCCUAAUUCAUCACAGCUUGAUUUAAUUUCACAAAAUCAACGUAAACAUCUUUAUCGUCCUUCAUCAGUUAUGCGUGCUUUUGUUGGUCAACCACCACGAAUUUGUCCUAGUUGUGAAACAUUGAUUCCAAAUACUAGUUUUACUGAUCAAUUAGGUCAUUGUAGAACUUGUAUUGAUGGUAAUUCACGAUUAAUAAAUAUUGGAACUAUAAAAUUUGGUUGUAAUAUUCAUCAUGUACAAUCCCAAUUGAAUCAUUUAGAGACAAUAUGUUCAUAUUGUACAAUUCAUCAUGGUAUUACAUGUGAUCCUAUAUGGUUAUGUAAUAAUUUUUUUUGUCCAAUCCAUAGUCAACGUUUAAUUGCUUCAAAUGAUUUAGCUUUAUUUUGGACACAUUAUAAUAAAUGUUUAAAACAAAUGGAUACGAUUAAUUCAUGGUAA
Schistosoma mattheei is the source of this 3699-nucleotide messenger RNA. The record is from the annotation of a GenBank genome assembly. NCBI's taxonomy places the organism in Eukaryota, Metazoa, Platyhelminthes, Trematoda, Strigeidida, Schistosomatidae.